AUGGCCGGAGAGGGCUCUGGCGGGGGCGGGGGCGGGGACGAGGGUUUCGGUGCUCUGCGGGCCGCGGCCGCGGGGGGCGCUAUGGGGGCCACGGUUAAAGUCCAGGCGCGGGCGCGCGCGCUCAGAAGGAUCCCGGCCCCCACUGCUGUCGCCGCUGUAGCCACGCGGGGGCUGAAUCGGCACCUGAGAGCGGUGCCCGGAGUGGCCCGGCGGGUCGGGACCAGGACUGCGGCUGGCGGCGGCGGGAUGGGGAAAUUCCAGUCCAAGCACUGUGAGGUGCGGGCCGGCCAGGCGGGUGGGCGGGGCGCGGGCGCGGGCCAGUCACUGUCCCUCCCACUGCCCGGGCGUCCUCCGGCCGCGGCCGCAGCCUGCAAGCAGAGAGAGAGUCCAGAAGGGGACAGCUCCGUGGUGUUCGCGUACGCGAGCGGCCGCAAAGGCGCGGAGGAAGCGGAGCGGCGCCCUGGAAGCGGCGUGGAGCACCGCGCGCGGGACAAGCAGGAGCUGCCCAGUGGGAACCCCAAGGAUGGGUCUGUCCGGGAAGACCAGUGUCCUCUGGAGGUGUCACUGCCCCCCGAGAAGGCUGAGGGCCACGAGGGCUCAGGACAGCUUUUCAGCAUGGAGGAUGGAGAGAGGGUGAUGCCCUGUGAGGGCCUGCGAGGGCCGGGCAAAAAGCGCCUGCACAUUGAUGCCCUCCAGUGUGACGUCUCGGUGGAGGACAAUGACCACCAAGAGUGGACAUUCACACUCUAUGACUUUGACAACAGUGGGAAAGUCACCAGGGAGGACAUGUCCAGCCUGAUGCACACCAUCUAUGAGGUCGUCGAUGCCUCCAUCAAUCACUCCUCAGGCAGCAGCAAGACUCUGCGAGUGAAGCUGACGGUCAGCCCUGAGCCCUUCAGCAGGAGAAAAGAGGGGCUUCCCUCUAGCCAGGACCGGGAGCCCCCUCGCUGCAGGAUGGAGGGUGAGCUUGCUGAGGACCCACGGGCAGCUGACAGGAGGCUGUCUGCCCACAUCAGGAGGCCCAGUGCUGACCCGCAGCCCUGCUCUGCUCGGGGGUCCAAUGCUGACCCGCAGCCCUGCUCUGCACGGGGGCCCUACUGUGUGGAUGAGAGCACAGAGCGCAGGAACCACUACCUAGACCUGGCUGGUAUCGAGAACUACACAUCUAAAUUUGGCCCUGGGUCCCCUCCGGUGCCGGCCAGGCAGGAGCACCAUGGCAAGGCCUCACACCUACAGAGUAGGUCGCGCUCCCAGGAGUCGGAUGCAUACCUGCUGCAGCACCGCAGGUCCCAGGUGCUGGCUGAUCAUGCCACGCUGGCCACAGAGCCUGCUGCCCGGGUCCUGGACAUGCAGUCCCGGCUGAAGGUGCAGGACAAGCCACUCCUCAAGUCACCCAAGGGCAUGGGGAAGCCACCUGGAAUGCCAGGCAGCAGCAAGCCUGGGAAAGUCUUCAGCUACUACCUGCUGGCCCAGGCCCCCCCGGAUGGCCAUCCCCCUCCACAGCCCCCACCGCUGGCCUAUAGCCAUAAGCGAUACCGGCAGAAGGGCAGGGAGGGCCACUCACCGCUCAAGGCCACGCAUGGCCAGCCUGCCACUGUGGAACAGGAGGCGGUACGGGACCUGCCGCCUGUGCUGGCAGGCGAAGGCUACCCGGUGCCUGUGAUCCAGAGGCAUGAGCACCACCAUCACCACGAACACCACCAUCACCACCACCACCACCAUCUGCACCCCUCCUAGCCCCCACCACAUGCCCUCGGGGUGGCAGGGGGGCUGCCGUCCCAGACCACAGGUCCACCUUGAGGAACACUGGAAGAUGGGCCCUGUUUCCUCCAUUAUACUGCUGGCGCUCCCGUUUAAAGCUGUUCUGUGUAGCCCAUAAAACCCACACAUGCGCAUAGAAAGCGCUCCUGUGUCCGCUUCCGUGUAUGAUUCCAAACGAGGCCCCAGAACACUGAAGGGGCUUCUGCUCAGACACUGCCACCUCUGGGUGCUCCUGGCACAGGAUGGCAAGGCCAGGAGUGAGUGCAAAAGUUGGAGCCUCUCAUGCAAUUUGCUCCUCAUAAGGUCAGGGAGGGUGCUGGGAGCACCUGUUCUUGGCAGGGUCCUC
Molecule: messenger RNA, 2107 nt
Organism: Otolemur garnettii (small-eared galago)
Lineage: Eukaryota; Metazoa; Chordata; Mammalia; Primates; Galagidae
Gene: NKD2
Product: naked cuticle homolog 2
Exons: 10
Coding region: 1-1737 (578 amino acids)
Biological process (GO): negative regulation of Wnt signaling pathway
Cellular component (GO): cytoplasm
Molecular function (GO): calcium ion binding
Source: RefSeq, a predicted model, not a curated record